This is a messenger RNA of Cinclus cinclus, 4324 nucleotides long. It is a transcript of the gene KCNMA1, whose product is annotated as potassium calcium-activated channel subfamily M alpha 1. NCBI's taxonomy places the organism in Eukaryota, Metazoa, Chordata, Aves, Passeriformes, Cinclidae. The record is from RefSeq and is a predicted model, not a curated record. The transcript has 31 exons. Gene Ontology annotation, molecular function: large conductance calcium-activated potassium channel activity. Bases 607 to 4182 code for a protein of 1191 amino acids. Gene Ontology annotation, biological process: potassium ion transport; transmembrane transport. Gene Ontology annotation, cellular component: postsynaptic membrane.
GGAGGGUGCGCGGGGAGGGUGACUGAGUAUCGCUAAUAACAAGUUAAAGACUAAUAACAAUAAUAACAGACCACCUCCGGGAGGAUCCGCGGCGGACGCCGAGUGAGGGAUCCCCGCUGAGGCCAGCGGGGUCGCAGCGCUGGGUAUCUUGGAGAGACGCUCAGAGGCAUCAGUUUGUGGUGGUGGUGGAUGAUCUUUUUUGGGGGUGGGCGGGGUAGGGGCUGUGUAUGCGGGAGAAGGAAGGGGUGGGAAUCUGAGGAGACUACAUUUUUAUUAUUAUUUUUAAUUUUUUAAAAUAUUAUUUUCGCCGUGCAACGAGGACGCUCGGAAUUCACCGGCCUGUCGGCUCCCGAGAGGGGACCCCGGGAAUUGUGCGGUCGCUUUUCUUCACCUGCCUUUUUUUUUUUUUUUUUUUUUUUCUUUCGGUUGGUUGGUUUGAUUUUUUGUUUGUUUUGACUGGGGUUUUUAAAAUUUUUCUUACUCUCCUUGUCCGUCCCCGCUGAGCAGCGGCGGCAGCAGCAAUAUGGCUGGUGAUGGGCUUUUUGGGGGGCGCUGGCGGCGGGAGGAGCUCUCGGAAGCCCCUGCGCGCCCGGCUCGCUGUUAGCUAUGGCAAAUGGCAGCGGCGGCGGCUCCUACCCGGGCGGCAGCGGCAGCGGCAUUAGAAUGAGUAACAAUAUCAACGCCAACAAUCUCAACACAGACUCGUCCUCCUCCCCCGUCAAUGUGCCCAAGAUGGAUGCGCUCAUCAUCCCGGUGACCAUGGAGGUGCCCUGCGAUAGCCGCGGACAGCGCAUGUGGUGGGCUUUCCUCGCCUCAUCCAUGGUUACUUUCUUUGGGGGACUGUUUAUCAUCCUGCUGUGGAGGACCCUCAAGUACCUGUGGACUGUCUGCUGCCACUGCGGGGUCAAAAACAAGGAGGCCCAGAAGAUCAAUGGUGGUGGAGAUACACAGGCAGAUGGAGCCUGCAAACCAACAGAUGAAAAAGAGGAGAAUGUGGCAGCAGAAGUGGGAUGGAUGACGUCUGUGAAGGAUUGGGCAGGAGUCAUGAUAUCUGCCCAGACGUUAACUGGCAGAGUACUUGUUGUCUUAGUCUUCGCUCUUAGUAUUGGUGCUCUUGUAAUAUACUUCAUAGAUUCAUCAAACCCAAUAGAAUCCUGCCAGAAUUUCUACAAAGAUUUCACAUUACAGAUCGACAUGGCUUUCAAUGUGUUCUUCCUACUCUACUUUGGCUUGCGUUUUAUAGCAGCCAAUGACAAGCUAUGGUUUUGGCUAGAAGUUAACUCAGUGGUAGAUUUCUUCACGGUCCCUCCAGUGUUUGUGUCAGUAUAUUUAAACAGAAGUUGGCUUGGUUUAAGAUUUUUAAGAGCCCUUAGACUGAUACAGUUUUCAGAAAUCUUGCAGUUUCUGAAUAUACUCAAAACAAGUAAUUCCAUCAAGCUAGUGAAUCUGUGCUCUAUAUUUAUCAGCACGUGGCUGACAGCAGCUGGGUUCAUACAUUUGGUGGAGAACUCAGGGGAUCCAUGGGAAAAUUUCCAAAAUAAUCAACCGCUAACAUAUUGGGAAUGUGUUUAUUUGCUGAUGGUUACAAUGUCCACCGUUGGCUAUGGAGAUGUUUAUGCAAAAACAACCCUUGGUCGCCUUUUCAUGGUCUUCUUCAUCCUUGGGGGAUUGGCCAUGUUUGCCAGCUACGUCCCUGAAAUCAUAGAGUUAAUAGGAAACCGCAAGAAAUAUGGUGGUUCCUAUAGUGCGGUUAGUGGAAGAAAGCACAUAGUUGUCUGUGGUCACAUAACACUUGAAAGCGUGUCGAACUUCCUGAAGGACUUCCUGCACAAGGAUAGGGAUGAUGUCAAUGUAGAAAUCGUCUUUCUGCAUAAUAUCUCCCCUAACCUUGAGCUGGAAGCUCUUUUUAAACGACACUUCACUCAGGUGGAAUUUUAUCAGGGUUCAGUCCUUAAUCCCCAUGACCUGGCAAGAGUGAAGAUAGAGUCAGCAGAUGCGUGCCUAAUCCUUGCCAAUAAAUACUGCGCUGACCCAGAUGCUGAAGAUGCCUCCAAUAUUAUGAGAGUUAUUUCCAUUAAGAAUUAUCAUCCGAAGAUAAGAAUUAUCACUCAGAUGUUGCAGUACCACAAUAAGGCCCAUCUACUAAAUAUCCCAAGCUGGAACUGGAAAGAAGGGGAUGAUGCAAUCUGUCUUGCUGAGCUGAAGCUGGGUUUCAUAGCCCAGAGCUGCCUGGCACCGGGCCUUUCAACAAUGUUAGCCAACCUCUUCUCCAUGAGGUCAUUCAUAAAGAUCGAGGAGGAUACGUGGCAGAAAUACUACCUGGAAGGAGUUGCAAAUGAAAUGUAUACAGAAUAUCUGUCUAGUGCCUUUGUGGGUUUGUCCUUCCCUGCAGUUUGUGAACUGGUGUUUGCAAAAUUAAAGCUCUUAAUGAUAGCCAUAGAAUACAAGUCGGAAAAACGCGAAAGCAGAAGCCGAAAGCGUAUAUUAAUCAAUCCUGGAAACCAUGUUAAGAUUCAAGAAGGUACCUUAGGAUUCUUCAUUGCAAGUGAUGCCAAAGAAGUAAAAAGGGCAUAUUUUUACUGCAAGGCCUGUCAUGAUGACAUCACAGAUCCCAAAAGAAUAAAAAAAUGUGGCUGCAAACGGCUGAUCUAUUUUGAAGAUGAGCAGCCAUCGACACUAUCACCCAAAAAAAAGCAGCGAAAUGGAGGCAUGCGAAAUUCACCCAACUCCUCACCCAAACUGAUGAGGCAUGACCCCUUGUUAAUUCCUGGCAACGAGCAGAUUGACAAUAUGGAUGCCAACGUGAAAAAAUACGACUCUACAGGGAUGUUUCAUUGGUGUCCAGCCAAAGACAUCGAAAAGGUCAUUUUGACUCGAAGUGAAGCAGCGAUGACAGUUUUAAGUGGGCAUGUAGUCGUUUGCAUAUUUGGGGAUGUUAAAUCUGCUUUGAUUGGAUUAAGAAAUUUAGUGAUGCCAUUACGAGCCAGCAACUUUCACUACCAUGAACUCAAGCACAUUGUGUUUGUGGGUUCACUUGAAUACCUGAGAAGGGAAUGGGAGACACUGCAUAACUUCCCCAAGGUUUCAAUCUUGCCUGGUACGCCAUUAAGUCGGGCUGAUUUAAGGGCUGUCAACAUCAACCUCUGCGACAUGUGCGUUAUCCUGUCAGCCAAUCAGAAUAAUAUUGAUGAUGCUUCGCUGCAGGACAAGGAAUGCAUCUUGGCGUCACUCAACAUCAAAUCUAUGCAGUUUGAUGACAGCAUUGGGGUCUUGCAGGCUAAUUCCCAAGGCUUUACACCCCCUGGGAUGGAUAGGACAUCUCCAGACAACAGUCCAGUCCAUGGCCUUCUACGUCAACCCUCCAUUACAACAGGAGCCAACAUCCCUAUUAUAACAGAGCUAGCUAAGCCUGGCAAACUUCUGCCUUUGGUUUCAAUCAGUCAGGAAAAAAACAGUGGAACCCACAUUCUAAUGAUAACUGAACUGGUAAAUGAUUCAAAUGUUCAGUUCUUGGACCAAGAUGAUGAUGAUGAUCCCGACACAGAACUGUAUCUCACGCAGCCCUUUGCGUGUGGAACCGCGUUUGCUGUCAGCGUGCUGGACUCUCUCAUGAGCGCAACAUACUUCAAUGACAAUAUCCUCACACUGAUACGGACAUUGGUAACAGGAGGAGCCACACCAGAGCUGGAAGCACUGAUUGCUGAGGAAAAUGCAUUGAGAGGAGGUUACAGCACGCCCCAGACACUUGCAAACAGGGACAGGUGUCGAGUUGCUCAGCUGGCUUUGUAUGAUGGGCCAUUUGCAGACCUAGGGGAUGGAGGUUGUUAUGGAGAUCUAUUUUGUAAAGCACUGAAAACAUACAAUAUGCUUUGCUUUGGAAUUUAUCGAUUAAGGGAUGCACAUCUAAGUACUCCCAGCCAAUGCACUAAACGUUACGUUAUCACAAACCCACCGUAUGAAUUUGAGCUUGUGCCGACGGACUUGAUCUUCUGUUUGAUGCAAUUUGACCACAACGCUGGCCAGUCCCGAGCCAGUCUUUCUCAUUCCUCCCACUCCUCCUAUUCUUCCAGCAAGAAGAGCUCAUCAGUUCACUCUAUCCCAUCGACAGCAAACCGACCGAACCGCACCAAGACCAGGGAUUCCCGGGACAAACAGAACAGAAAAGAAAUGGUUUACAGAUGAGCCGGAUAAUGCCUAUCCCAGAAACAUUCAAAUCAAGCCCAUGAGCACUCACAUGGCCAAUCAGAUCAAUCAAUAUAAAUCAACAAGCAGCUUGAUACCACCAAUACGAGAAGUUGAAGAUGAAUGUUGACUCCUUCGAAGC